CUCAUCUGCAAAACAGGAUUGGAGACAGUGGGCAUCAGAAAUAAUACCUUUCUCAAAAGGUGCAAGGGGGGAUCCAAUGAGAUAAUGUAUAUGGAACCACUUCAUAAACUAGUAAAGGCUAUCGAAAUGUCUUAGCAAUGAGCAUUAUAUUUAUAUAGAUCACCUUUGCCUUUUAAAACUGCUUCCAGAUUUAUUAUCUCCUUUUUUUUAAUCUUCACAACAGGCCUAUGAGGGAAGUAGGGCGGGAAUCAUUAUCUACGUUUUACCAUCUGUUAAUGUAGACAAAUGGGGUCCAUGGAAGCUGAGACUCGCCUAGGGUUACACACAGUGUGUCCGGCUGCGUUAUGCCUGGGCUCAACCCUGGACUUACUGAAUCCCCUUCUAACACUUUGCUUUCUAAAAAACAGCCAGCAGACUUAAGCAUGAUGUACUGAAGUUAUGCUGCAAGGUAAAAAAAUGAAAUUAUUCCUAUUCAAUAAGCAACCCGAGCUACACCAUGAGUCCAAAGCUGAAUAAUCAUAACAUUGAUAUGAUGAUGACAGAUCGCUACCCAUUGUGCUAAGCAUUUUAUACAUAUUAUUUUAUUGAAUCCACAUAUAACUCUAUGAGGUGCUGCAAUUAGCAGCCUCAUUUUACAAAUGAGGAAAGCAAGGCAGAAUAUGGUUCAGGAAUUUGUCCAUGGUUCACAGAGCUAGUAAGUGCCAUGAAAGCCUGCAAGUAUUAAUUUGCGAAGGCUGCUGUAACAGAAUACCACAGACUAGGUGACUUAAACAACCAAAAUUAUCUUGCAGUUUUGGAGGUUAGAAGUCUGGAAUCAAGGUGGCAGCAAGAUUGGUUCCUCCUGAGGGCUGUGAGGGAAGGAUCUGUUCCAGGCCCCUCUCCUUGGCCUAUGGAUGGCCAUCUUUUCCCUACAUCUCCUCACGGCAACUUCCCCCUGGACAUGUCUGUCUCUGUGUCCCAAUUUCCCAUUUUUAUAAGGACCUGAGUCAUAUUGGAUUGUGGCCCACCCUAAUCCUCAUUUUCAUUUAAUCACCUCUGUCAUGACCCCAUCUCUAAGUAAGGUCACAUUCUGAGGUACCAGGGUUUAGGACUUUAGCAUAUGUACAUUCUCAACUUAUGAUGGCUUGACUUACAAUGGCUCGACUUAACAAUUUUUAAAUUUUGAUGAUGCAAAAAAGAUUUCGGCACAGUAUUCAAUAAAUUACAUGAGAUAUUCAAUACUUUAUUAUCAAAAUAGGCUUUGCAUUAGAUGAUUUUUCCUAACUGUAGGCUAACAUAAGUGUUAUGAGCAUGUUUAAGGUAGGCUAGGCCAAGCUAUGAUGUUUGGAAGGUUAAACUUAUUAAAUGCAUUUUCAACUUAUGAUAUUUUCAACUUAAGAUGGAUUUAAGAUGUUUUCAACUUAUGAUGGGUUUAUUGGACUGUAACCCCAUCAUAAGUUGAGGAGCUUCUGUAUUAAUUUGGUGGUGGGAGGACACAGUUUAACCUAUUACACUGGAUACAAACCCAGGUGGGCAGGUCAGUUGCCUGCAGACCUCAUACUGGUAAGCAUCAUGCUUUGCUGCUUCCUGAUGUUACAAAAUUGUAUCAUUCUGCAGCCUUUUGAUAAGAAUGAAUGUCAAAACCUAGAGCAUGGUACUUGACCUCCAAAUCCAUUCUUAGAGCCACUGAACAGAAAUCUACCCUCUAAAAGUUCUUAGGCUGGAAAUGUGCUCCAAGAAAAUGUUUAUCUAAGCGACUGGUUUCCAGCUUACUAGGCAAUUUGGCAUUGAGGACUUUUCUCAUAAACAUUUACAAAUAUUCUGCUCUGUAAUGAAGUUAAUCAGUAAACCACAUAACCUCUGGCCUCUUUUACUCCUCACCUAGUCUCAUUUUCAGUUGCUGUGCAUAAGCUCAGAAUGGUAAUGCAGUUUCAGGGAUUAGAAAAUCCAAUUCAAAUUAGUCCUCACCACAGCUACACACCGUCAGGAUUUCUCACGGGAAUGAUGAAUGCGAAGGCUGCUAAAGGUGUACUAACAGAACAAGUGGCAGGUCCUCUGGGACAGAAUCUAGAAGUGGAACCGUACUCACAAUACAACAAUGUUCAGUUUCCCCAAGUUCAACCACAGGUUUCCUCAUCAUCCUAUUAUUCCAACCUGGGCUUCUACCCCCAGCAGCCUGAAGAGUGGUACUCUCCGGGAAUAUAUGAACUCAGGCGAAUGCCAGCUGAAACUCUCUACCAGGGAGAGACUGAGGUAGCAGAGAUACCUGUAACAAAGAAGCCCCGAAUGGGCACGGCAACAGGGAGAAUCAAAGGGGAUGAGCUGUGUGUUGUUUGCGGAGACAGAGCCUCUGGAUACCAUUAUAAUGCACUCACCUGUGAGGGAUGCAAAGGUUUCUUCAGGAGAAGCAUUACCAAAAACGCUGUGUACAAGUGUAAAAACGGGGGCAACUGUGUGAUGGAUAUGUACAUGCGAAGAAAGUGCCAAGAGUGCCGACUAAGGAAAUGCAAAGAGAUGGGAAUGUUGGCUGAAUGUAUGUAUACAGGCUUGUUAACUGAAAUCCAGUGUAAAUCUAAACGACUGAGAAAAAAUAUGAAGCAGCAAGCAGUUCAGACCGUGAAUGAAGACAGUGAAGGUCGUGACUUGAGACAAGUGACCUCGACGACUAAAUCAUGCAGGGAGAAAACUGAACUCACCCCAGAUCAACAGAAUCUUCUACAUUACAUUAUGGAUUCAUAUAGCAAACAGAGGAUGCCUCAGGAAAUAACAAACAAAAUUUUAAAAGAAGAAUUCAGUGCAGAAGAAAAUUUUCUCAUUUUAACUGAAAUGGCUACCAAUCAUGUACAGAUUCUUGUUGAAUUCACAAAAAAGCUGCCAGGAUUUCAGACUUUAGACCAUGAAGAUCAGAUUGCUUUGCUGAAAGGGUCUGCAGUUGAAGCUAUGUUCCUCCGUUCAGCUGAGAUUUUUAAUAAGAAACUUCCAUCUGGACAUGCUGACCUAUUAGAAGAAAGAAUUAGAAAGAGUGGUAUCUCUGAUGACUAUAUAACGCCUAUGUUUAGUUUUUAUAAAAGUAUUGGGGAAUUGAAAAUGACUCAAGAAGAAUAUGCUCUGCUCACAGCAAUUGUCAUCCUCUCUCCAGACAGACAGUACAUAAAGGAUAGAGAGGCAAUAGAGAAGCUUCAGGAGCCACUGCUCGACGUGCUACAGAAGUUGUGUAAGAUCCAUCAGCCUGAAAAUCCUCAACAUUUUGCCUGUCUGCUGGGCCGCCUGACCGAACUGAGGACAUUCAAUCACCACCACGCGGAGAUGCUGAUGUCAUGGAGAGUGAACGACCACAAGUUUACCCCACUUCUCUGCGAAGUCUGGGAUGUACAGUGAUGAGCAUUGCAGGGGAAGGGGCUGGCUACUUUUUUCACUCAUGCUAUAAAUCUGAUGUAUAACAUUCCUUUGUUUCAUUUGUACCUGGUUUCAUCCAAGGAAUCUUGAUGAAUAUUUAUGUAAUAAUUACACAUAUAAUUUCCACAAUUGUAAAUACGGGGCUAGAUAGAAUCACUUUGUCUGCAUUGUAUUUCACAAGGCUUCGGGGAAUCCUACGUUCUAACUGGUAUGCCCUGUUUGCCUAAUUAAAUUGAUUGUUACUUCAAUUCUACCUGUUGAACUGGGAAAAAAAUCUCAUUUUGCUCUUCCCUUUAACAUAUUGGAUUUAUUUUAUUAAAGAGUUGUAUUCAAUUUUGGCAAUAAACCAAACAUAAUGGCAAA
This is a messenger RNA of Microcebus murinus (gray mouse lemur), 3738 nucleotides long. RefSeq names its product nuclear receptor subfamily 1 group H member 4 (gene NR1H4). The record is from RefSeq and is a predicted model, not a curated record. Gene Ontology annotation, cellular component: RNA polymerase II transcription regulator complex. Gene Ontology annotation, biological process: cell differentiation; positive regulation of transcription by RNA polymerase II; bile acid signaling pathway. Gene Ontology annotation, molecular function: zinc ion binding; nuclear receptor activity; bile acid binding. Lineage: Eukaryota; Metazoa; Chordata; Mammalia; Primates; Cheirogaleidae.